Molecule: messenger RNA, 2493 nt
Organism: Colletotrichum scovillei
Lineage: Eukaryota; Fungi; Ascomycota; Sordariomycetes; Glomerellales; Glomerellaceae
Product: phytanoyl- dioxygenase
Exons: 9
Coding region: 1-2493 (830 amino acids)
Biological process (GO): regulation of DNA-templated transcription
Molecular function (GO): zinc ion binding; DNA-binding transcription factor activity, RNA polymerase II-specific
Source: RefSeq, a predicted model, not a curated record
AUGCCUCGUAUCCUAAACCAGAUGAGAACAAGAACUAGUACCGCCCACAGAACGAUCGUCGUGCUGACAAGUGCUACUAGCAACACCUGCCGCGUCCGCAAGGUCAAAUGCGACGAGGCUCUGCCAGCGUGCCAACGUUGCCGCAAGGCUCAUCGAUACUGUGACCGCACCGCCCCGCUCCCACAACUCAAAAAGAGCCAGGAGGAUACAGCUGAGCCCGACUCUGCUGCAGACGAACCGCAAACUCCCUUCCCGUCACCAUCCAGCCCCCGCAAAGCCCUCCAGAACCCGUCCAUAGCACGCUACUUUUCCCACUACAUCGCCGAUAUCGCGCCGUGGUACGACCUCAGCGAUGCACUCCUUACUUUUGCCACCAGCCUUCCCGAAGCCGCCCUCGACAGCCCGCUGCCCUUUGCCGCUAUCUUGGCAUUGUCCGCUGUCCACACGAGCCGGACGACCGUGCCGUCCGCCAGGGCGGCGGCGGAGUUCUACCACGGGCACUGCGUUCGCUUGCUGAUUGACCUGACAGCGGAGGAGUACGACAAUGAUGAGCGAACGCAGGGGCUUGCGCUAGCUUCUGUUUGUCUUUUGCGGUCGUAUGAGAUUCUAAGUGAAGAGGUAGACCCAAACAGGCACCUUCAGGGAGCGUAUUCACUGGCAGCCUAUCAUACCCCUCAAACUGACGCCUUUGGGUCUAGCCUUCGAGCAGCAGGCUUCUGGAACUAUCUUCGUGAGGAUAUCACUUUUAGCUUAUUCCGCAGAUGCCCACUCAAGAUAGAUCUAGCUCAGGUGCCACUAGCCCUACCCGCGACUGGCCCAAGAACCGAUCAGGACUACCUUAAUGCCAUUACUCUCAUUCUCGGUCGCAUCAUCAAUAUGUGCUUCGUAGGCUCAGGCUCCGUCACGAAGGAGUCGUGGUCUAGCCUUUCUCAUCUGUUACGUGAAUGGCGUACAAGUCUACCGUCACGAUUUGAACCCUUUUCCACGGUUGAUCGCGGUCUGGGCCUCGCCUUGCCAUCCAUUUGGCUGCUCAGAGAUCAUCAUGCGGCAGCCCUUCACUAUCAGCUCGUCGCCACUACGAUACUCUGUAUCGAAGCAAACCCACAACAAUUAUCAAGUCUUCAAACCACACUAGGCGGCCGUCUCGAUCUCCAGGACACGAAAGAAAGUAUCCUCGAGCACCUCGCCCUCGACAUUUGCGGCGUGGCCUUCACCGCCGACACGCCCUCCGUCCAAGUGAACGCCUUUGGCCCCAUUGCAUUUUGCGCUCGAUUCAUCCGCACAGAAGCCUCCCGACAGGAGCUGAUUCGCCGCCUCUUGGCGUUCAUGAAGGUAACAUCAUCCCCAAUAAUGCUCUUCCGUCCGCGCGUCCCUUUUCCUCCCUCCUACCUCCCCUCUCGCCUACGCUUCCCUCUCACCGGCCGAACAAUGGCCUCACUUACACCAAACAACCACGACCACCGAACCCUCCCCUCAACACCAGCAACGAUCCACCCCUCACAGUCCGAACUGCUCAACGCUCGCCUCUCCCCGCGAAAACUCGAGCUCGCCGUCCGCCACCUCCACACAGACGGCCUCGUCGUCGUCGCCGACGUCGUCCCACACGCAGACCUCGACGCCCUCAACGCCAAAAUGGUCCAGGACGCGCUCUACCUCCAGUCUCUGGGCGACAAGGGGCCCUUCAACUAUAACCUGGGCAAUCUACAACAAGAUCCGCCUCCCGUAGCCGAGUACUUUUACAAGUCAAUCUUUACAAACGCCAUAGCAACGCAAAUAACCUCCUCCCUCCUAGGCCCGCGCCCAAAAUGGACCUUUUGCUCCGCAAACUCCGCCAUGCCGCCCUCACCAGACGCAAAAUCACAACGCCAACCAGUCCACUCCGACGCAGACUUCGCCCACCCCUCCCACCCCUUCGCCCUCGUAAUCAACAUCCCCCUCGUGAAAAUGACACCCUCCAACGGCUCAACGGAGCUCUGGCUCGGCACUCACGCCCCGUACCUCCUCCCUGCCUCUCCAUCUCCAUCUUCUUCCUCGUCCACCAACGCCACCACCACGACAUCCUCCGCAAGCUACACCGGCACCAUAGUCCCCUCCGGCAUAGCAGCCCAGCAAGGCACACACGGCACCCGCGCAAGCGGCCGCAUCAACCCGCCACUCCUCGACCUCCGCCGCGCCGUCCGCCCGCCCUCGCAGCCGACGGUGGAAAAGGGGAGCAUCGUCAUCCGCGACCUGCGGCUGUGGCACGCGGGGAUGCCUAACGCGACGCCCAACGUGCGCGUCAUGCUGGCCAUGAUUCAUUUUGCGGGGUGGUACCGGAACCCGAUGCGGUUGCAGUUCGCCGAGGACGUGAGACCUUUGCUCGAGGGGGAGACGGGGAAGAAUAAUGACCUCGACUUGGAGAUACCUGUGGAUUGGACGACGAGGGAGGAAGCUUUGAAGACGUAUCUGGGGAGGGGAUUCGGGAACAGCUACGACUUUGAUCAGGAGAAGUGA